AUGGAAUCAAAGAAUGCCUCAAAAGACUUAAAGGGAACUCCUAAUGUCUUUGGCCCUAAAGACUCAAAAAAACCUUCAAAGAGUGGUUCCAUAGGCUUUGACAAGACUUCAAAAGAUUCUUCUGAAAAGUCCAAAACUGAAUCCAAACCCAAGACCGACAGUAAACCAAAAGCUGAUGAUAAGAGUGACUCAAAAUCUGGGGCCAAAACACAUGAUUCGAAAUCUGAUGUUAAAAAAAGUGAGAAGAGUUUGGACCCAAAGGUCGGAACACAGAGUGACUCGAAGUCUUCCGAGAAGAAGGCGAGUACUUCUAAGGGCCACGACUUAAAAGCGGUGCCAAUCGGAAAAGAUCUGAAGUCCACUCCAAAUGUCUGGAAGUCUGACACCAAAGAUACAAAACCGGACUCUAAGAUCAGUUCGGACUUCAAAAUUAGUUCAAAAGAGUCGAAAGACUUUGAAUAUGAAGACAUGUCUUCUCCCAAAUCUGACAUCAAAUCGGUAGACAAAUCAAAAUCUUAUCAUUCAUUGGGGAAGUCAUUAGCUCUUGGAUCAGAAGGGUCGUCCUCUGGGGUCAAGCCAUUCGGUGCCAGUAUUGGUAAGUCAGACGAGAGUCCGAUGACGCCAUCUGAAGGGCCAUCCUCUGGGGUCAAGCCAUUUGGUGGCAGUAUUGGUAAGUCAGCCGAGAGUGAAGUGACGCAAUCAGAAGAGGCCGCUGUUGAGGCACUCGAACCACAACCUGACGAUGAAGUUGGAGGACAGGGAAGGAACAGAAGGUACAAAUUGAUUGGUAGUCUGGUAGGGAUGGCCAUUGUCUUCGCCAUCACGAUUGAAAUGACAGAUUCUGAAGACGAUAAGCAGCUGAUCGGCAAAUGCAUAGCUAAUAACAAGUAUAUGUUGACCGCAUAUGUAGGAUCUGGCUCAUUUUCAGCCAUUUAUAAAGUGAUUGAAGUGAACACUAAUAAAGAACUGGUCGUUAAACUGGAGUCAAUGGACACUAAAACUCCACAAUUAAGUCACGAGUUCUGUAUGUAUCAGCUCUUGAGGUAUGAAUGCAAUCACUGGUCGAUACCAAAGACAUACUUUUUCGGUGAAUUUCUCACAUAUCGAGCGCUCGUUUUGGAACAAUUGGGACACAAUCUGUGCCUUAAGUUCGAGGAAUGCGGUCAAGUGUUUAGCGUAAAGACUGUCACCCUUUUGGCCAUUCAGUUGAUGGAUAUCUUUGAGUACAUUCACAGCCGACGCAUAGUCUAUAGGGAUGUCAAACCAGAUAACCUGUUGUUAGGAAUGGCCGGAACCGCCGGCGCCAACCGAUUACAUGUCGUCGACUUUGGUUUAGCCAAAGAAUAUAAGGACAGAAACGGCGCUCACAUCCCAUACAAAGAAGAGGUGUCUUUAACGGGAACCGCGAGAUAUAUCAGUAUUAAUACACAUCUGUAUAGAGAGCAGAGCCGUAGAGACGAUAUGGAAGCUGUCGGACAUCUGUUGAUAUAUUUCUUGAGGGGAACCCUUCCGUGGAGUGGACUCGACAUCAAAGACACUGUCAAACGGUUUGAGACGAUCGGUGCCAUCAAACAGAAGACCACACCAGAGGUCUUGUGCGCUAACUUUCCUCAAGAGUUUGCGAUGUAUUUAACAGCCGUUCGGUCCCUCGGUUUCGACGAAGAGCCCAAAUAUGAGACAUUUCGACAUAUGUUUGAACAGAUUGUGACCAAAUCUGGUGAUAAAGUGGAUAAUUGUUACGAUUGGAUGGACACCAAACGCACGACAAGACCCGCAAGUAGUGUCAAAACCGAGUCAAACACUACUCUCAACGAAGACAUCAAUAAAUUGUGA
Oppiella nova is the source of this 1833-nucleotide messenger RNA. Lineage: Eukaryota; Metazoa; Arthropoda; Arachnida; Sarcoptiformes; Oppiidae. The record is from the annotation of a GenBank genome assembly.